CCGGUCACAGCAGGAGACGGGCCCAGCUGACAGUCAUGAGCCGCUUACAAUGCCGCUUGCAAGCAUGGGAAACGCCAACUGAGGAAUCAUAUAUGUAUAUGUGGCGUCGAUCAUUUAACAGGUUUCUAACUCGCGACCUUCUUUAUUAGUAGUUCCUGGCUUCUUUAUACCUAGGAAAGAAUUCGAUAACCUUAGCGCUGACAAGUAUUUGGCUAUGUCUCAAUUCUCACCUCAAACGUUGAUUGCAAUCUUGCAGUUAAUCCUCACCACCUUUCAAUUCAUCUAUACGUUAUUCAGCUCCUAUUGUCGUAGAAGAGACCAAAACCGGGCUAGAGAUCCAGAUGAAGAAGACUCAUGGGUGCCAUUCCAGCAUGCUUAUCCCACUCACACGACUAUCGACAUCAAUACACAUUUCAAUCCGAUGCCAUUGCCACGGCUUCCGGUUUCCGGUGAUGGGUUGCUCUCCUCCACCUAUCUCAGCUUAGAUAUGCACCAGGGAGGUAGCAGACUUCAACAGGUCCGCCAAGCGCCUACUCAACAUUCUGAUGACCAACAAUUGCCAACCUUACUCAAUCGACCCCAUGAACAGUCCCAGAUUACGGGGAAUGUGUCAUCAUAGAACCAGUGAUGAUCUUUCCGUAAGGUCAUGUACCACCCACUUUCGGAAAGGUGUUUCUACCGGCGGUAGGGUAGCCUUCCCGUAACCCGUGACCCCAGGUUUAAACUUCAAAGCACCUAAGUAACUGUUUAAGGGAUGUCAAUAUGGGCGGCCUUUGAAGAUCAUUGGAAAUGAAGCGUUCUAUAGGCCUUAAAUACU
Molecule: messenger RNA, 817 nt
Organism: Xylaria bambusicola
Lineage: Eukaryota; Fungi; Ascomycota; Sordariomycetes; Xylariales; Xylariaceae
Exons: 2
Coding region: 215-619 (134 amino acids)
Source: RefSeq, a predicted model, not a curated record